Schistosoma curassoni is the source of this 1197-nucleotide messenger RNA. The record is from the annotation of a GenBank genome assembly. Lineage: Eukaryota; Metazoa; Platyhelminthes; Trematoda; Strigeidida; Schistosomatidae.
AUGAAAGAUCAUGCUAAACUCUCAAUAUAUUUACGAGCAGCAAUAACGUAUUGGGAAGAAACAUUGACAGUCAAGAAACCUGGAAGUGGAAAACAACUAGCAAAAAGGUAUUGUGAAAGUGGAUACUAUUACACAGCUAUUGGAAAUAAUUCCAUAUUUUGUCGUCAGUCGAUGUGCAAACGCGAUGUUAUGUGCGGACGGGUGAAAAUUCCAGAUCAGUAUGUAGGGGAAUGUUAUCAGGAAUAUUAUAACCGAUUACACAGAACUUACAAUAAUGGAAGUGGAAUACCAUCUGACGGUUAUGUCCUAUUUGUUGAUGCUAUUAAUACAAUUACCUGUUAUGGUGGUGCAGCAGCAUAUGCAUCGUCAUGUUUAAUGGAUGAGGAAACAGAUAGGCCAAUUCUUGGAUUUGUAAAUGUGUGCCCAGGAAAAAUGGGAGUUGAUUAUCCUGAAGAUAGAAAUUCACUUGGAAUUUUCUUGCAUGAAAUCGGUCAUGCACUUGGAUUUUCAUCAUCCAGCUUCCCUUUUAUGCGCUUUCCAAAUGGGACAGCUCGAACUCCCAGGGACGAUAAACGUAAGCCAAAAUACAAAGAUCAAUAUGGAAAUUAUGUUCCGAGCGGCAGGAAAAUUAUCCCAUUCUGUGACAAUGUCAAUGAAGCAAGAUGUCGGGAUGCAUUCUCAUAUGGAACGUGCAGUAUUUUAAGAUAUCAAAAUCCAGUUCCCAUAGAAGAUCGUUUCUUUCUAAAAGCCCCAUUUGAUACUCAAUAUGGUCCUGAAUAUUUCGGUGGGGAAGAUCCAUUUAAAGAUUAUUGUCCAACAAUGGUUUAUGUUAAAGGUUUGGGCAGUGAAUAUUCAGCUACAUCAUUCUGUACACAUCAGGAGAAUGAGAAAUUAUCACGUGAAGGCAUUAACCGAUACUAUCAAACAUAUGGAUCAAAAGGGAUUUGUGUUGAACAUCGAAGUGUUUGGACUUACACCGACAAAUAUAUAUACACUUUAGGGACAUAUUUGAAAGGAAGUUGUCAUAAGUACAAGUGUUAUAAUGAUGGAACGCUUGGUUUAUUCUUUAAAGAUUCAACUGUGAAUUGUACCAGGAAAGAUCUGCCAGUACGUUUUAAUGUAACUGAUGGAAAAUCGAGACUUAGUGGGGAAAUCUUAUGUCCUAAUAUUAACAGGUUUUGCAAGGUAAGGACCUAA